Diuraphis noxia (Russian wheat aphid) is the source of this 1487-nucleotide messenger RNA. RefSeq lists its product as uncharacterized. NCBI's taxonomy places the organism in Eukaryota, Metazoa, Arthropoda, Insecta, Hemiptera, Aphididae. The record is from RefSeq and is a predicted model, not a curated record.
GUCGUAAAUAAAUGUUUUUAAAACCACGAAAAUGAAUUCCAAAAUUCUAGUGGUUGUGCUUCUAGCAUAUUUUUUGGAUAAUUAUCCAGCAGCCUCAGUUAGCCCAGUUAAAUUUUCAACUUUGAAUGUGAAAAAUACUCCAGCCUAUAACAAAAACACUCUAGUUUUCAACCAAGACCAACCUAUUCAAAGUCAUGGAAAUAAAAACCUCCAAGGGUUAGACAUAGAUGACAAAGAUGAUGAUUAUGUACAUGAAUAUGAAGAAGAACAAGUAGAAGAAAAAGAAGAAGAAGAAGAAGAAGAUGGCAAUGAAGAAGAUGUGGAAAAUAAUAAAAUUAUGACAAAUCAACCUAUAAGUUCUUCAACUUCUAAACCCAUAGUUCCAGAAAGUGUGAAUCAAGAAAAUGAAAACCUCCAAUUGAACUUAGAUGACAAAGAUGAAGAUUAUAUACACAAAUAUGAAGAAGAACCAGUAGAAGAAAAAGAAGAAGAAGAUGGAGAAGAAAGAGGAGAUGAAGAAAAUGUAGAAAAUAAUAAAAUUAUGACAAAUCAACCUAUGAUAAGUUCUUCAACUUCUAAACCUAUAAUACCAGGAAGUGUGAAUCAAGAAAAUGAAAACCUCCAAGGAUUGGACAUAGAUGACAAAGACAAUGAUUAUGUAUAUGAAUAUGAAGAAGAUACAGUAGAAGAAAAAGAAGAAGAUAGAGAUGGAGAAGAAGGAGAUGAAGAUGUGGAAAAUAAUAAAAUUAUGGCAAAUCAACCUAUGAUAAGAUUUUCAACUUCUAAACCCAUAGUACCAGAAAGUGUGGAUCAAGAAAAUUACAGUCAUCAAGAAUUCGAAACAUUUGAAGAAGAAGUAGAAGAUGGUCAAAAUGUUAAAGAAUAUUUAGAAGAUCCAAAUUAUAUUACUUCUACAGAUAAAAUAAUGAAUAAUCCAAUUCCUUAUAUCCUACAAUCUUCAGAAGAUGAAUUGAUAGAAAACGAAUAUGAUGCAUCAGAUUAUUCCCUCAAUGACGGCCAUCAAAAAUUACAAAGUUAUGAGUCGURUAAAAAGUCUUCUAAUAAUCCCACUGAAAUUUUUGAAACUCUUGACAAGAAAAAUGAUGAUAACAAAGAUCAAUUAAUCAACACAAAUGAAUUUGAAUUAAACUCAUACGAUGAUACACAGAUAUCUACUGAAAAACAGGAUGAAAAUACAGAAGACCAAUAUGUUUCAGAAAAUAAUGAAAGAACUAUCUAUGGGUAUAAUAUUAUAAAGAAAAUAUUAUACAUGUUACAUGACUAUGGAAGCUUGAUAUUCAAUUUUAUCAUAAACAAAAUAAAUUACCAAAUGGAACAGAUCUCAAGUUAGAUAUAGUGUUGCGAUAUUAUCAAAUAAAAAAUAAAAUAUGGAUGAGAAACAAAGUAAGAAAACGAUAGGAAAAUAAUUAACAUAAGUUAAUUUUUGAAUACAAAAUUUAUUAUAACCAACAUACAAGUAAAAGCUA